GAUCUUGUUGAUCAUCUGAAACCCUAAUGGAAGGGUAAAAUUCGGGCUUCUCCUUCAUACUUCUUCAGAGUUUCCGCAAGAAAUCAUCUUCCUCCAUGCUUCCCCUUCAAAGUUUCUCCACGCUUCCUCUUCAAAAAAGUCUACAACAGCUAUCAUGUUCAUUUCUCCUCCUCCUUUCAUUUUCACGCCAAAUUCCCAUCUUUAUUCUGCUUCUCAACUCUCCAUGCUCCAAUUCUCUCCAUCUCUCUUCUGGGCUUCUUGUCCUCAGCAAUUUUGAUGGCGCCCACCUUCUCUUUUCCCAUCAUCAUCUUCCUCCUCCCCCUCUUAUCCGUCGUUCUGCAUUCUACAACCCAUGCUCAAUCAACCCCUGUCGACGACGCAAGCUUUAUUUCCGUCGAUUUGUUCAAAAAGGGGAUCGAUUUCGGUAAAGAUUUGGCCAUUAAGAAGGGGGUUUCCGCAUUGAUUCCCUUUGAACUUCCCCAGAUCGAGACUGCCGUCAAAAUACCUCUUAUUGGUACUGUUUAUUUCACUCUUUCCAACAUCAGUCUCUAUGAGGUUAAUGUCUCUUCUUCAAGUGUUCAACCUGGGGAUACUGGUCUUGUUUUGAUUGUUUCUGGGGCUAGGGCAUCUCUUACCAUGGAUUGGGGAUACAGAUAUGUUUCUGUCAUAGUUAUCACUGAUAAUGGAACUGCCUCCGUCCAGGUUGAGAAUAUGGAAGUAGGCCUGGCAUUAGGUCUGAAGAACGAACAAGGCAAUCUUAAGCUGUCUCUCCUUGACUGUGGCUGUGUUGUUAAGGAUAUCUUUAUACAGAUGGAUGGUGGAGCAUCUUGGCUAUACCAAAGUAUAGUGUCGGCUCUCGAAAGUAAAAUCCGAUCAGCCAUAGAAGUUGCAGUGGUUGAGCAAAUAGGAGGUGUAAUUAUAGAACUCGAUUCCUUGCUUCAAACAAUUCCAAGAGCAAUUGACUUAGACAAUAUUGCAAGUUGGAACAUUACCUCUGUCAAUGAUCCGGUUCUAGAUGGUUAUUCAGUUGGGGUAGAGAUUAACGGGUUGGUGAUGCCAAUUGAUGGAAUUUCAUCUUUUGGAAAUAACAGUAGAAACAUUCAAUCAAUAGUUUCUUGUGGGGGUCCGGCUAAGAUGGCUGGAAUAUCUAUACACGAAAGAGUUCUUAAUUCAGCAUCGUUGGUUUAUUUCAACGCAGGUGUUAUGAAUAUGAUUGUGCAAAACCAAAGCUUCUUAAAUACGGCUCAUUGGAAAUUUCUCGUUCCUCAGCUGUAUAGAAAGUACCCGAAUGCUGACAUGAUUCUGAACAUUUCUGUAUCUUCACCACCCGUCUUAACCAUUUCAGAGCAAAGCGUUGAUGCUAUGAUCAAUGUAGAGAUUGCGGUUAAUGUAUUGGAUGGCCAUGGGGAAGCAGUACCAGUGGCCUGUAUUAUCUCACUAUUUACAGUUUCGGGUUACCCAUCAAUCUCAAGGGACACCUUAACUGGAAGUAUAAAUAUGAACGAUUUCACCAUGUCUUUGAAAUCGAGCAGUAUUGGCUCCUUGCACAUUCCAAUGCUUAAGCCAUUUGUAGAAAUUAUUCUAAGAACCGUGGGCGUACCCUAUGUGAACUUAAUGAUGUAUUGGGGAACGCCACUGCCGACUUUCAUGGGAUACACAAUUCAUAAAGCUCGUUUUCACUACGCCGAUUCACGUAUAGUUGUUUGCACGGAUAUUCAUCAUAUGAAGAAGCAUGAUUCACAAAAAGUAGCACAAAAGAUAGAUUAUAAAGAGGAAGAAGAAGAAUCAUAUUGAUACAUAAUUCAUUGUUCAUCAAAGAACAAUAAGUGAAUAAUUCAUAGCUGAAUUAUUGUUCAAAUGUUCAUUAUUUUUUAUUGGGUUAAAUAAAAGUUAAAGAGGUUCAAUUUUU
Messenger RNA from Impatiens glandulifera, 1909 nucleotides. RefSeq names its product putative BPI/LBP family protein At1g04970. The coding region runs from base 277 to 1794 and encodes 505 amino acids. The record is from RefSeq and is a predicted model, not a curated record. Lineage: Eukaryota; Viridiplantae; Streptophyta; Magnoliopsida; Ericales; Balsaminaceae. Gene Ontology annotation, molecular function: lipid binding. The transcript is spliced from 6 exons.